Molecule: messenger RNA, 1331 nt
Organism: Mizuhopecten yessoensis (Yesso scallop)
Lineage: Eukaryota; Metazoa; Mollusca; Bivalvia; Pectinida; Pectinidae
Product: golgin subfamily A member 6C-like
Exons: 9
Coding region: 35-1015 (326 amino acids)
Source: RefSeq, a predicted model, not a curated record
UGGAACAACAGGAAGUGGACGUCCAUCAAGCAAGAUGGGGAGGAAGAUGGACAGGGUUCGUCGAUUGUUCCAUAGCAGUAGGCGUGAUAUUCUACUACAGCUGGAAGCAAAGCAGGAUGCGUUGCUUCACAGAGUAUCGCAGAUAUCGCAGAGUAUCGCAGAGUAUCACAGAGUAUCGCAGAUAUCGCAAGAUCAUGGGGGGCAUGACAAAUUGAAGGAAAAACUGGAAGAAUCAGAAAAGGAGCUCAAGCACAGACUGGAAAAGGGACAAAAACACGAGAGGAAACUUGAGACAGAUUUGCAAGAAUUGACCAAUCAAAUCCAUCAGCUCGACUUGGAAGUUGUCCGUCUUAAAAUGGGCAACCAGCAACUAACCAACGACAAGUCCCGUCUGUCUCACCAGCUCGACGAGUUACGAGAAUCUCUUAAAGAAAGCAAGCAUAGCAUAUUUGUGUUGGAAAAACAUAAAGCCGAGUUAAAGAAAAAUUGUAAUACACACAAUGAUCGCAUCCGAGAAUACGAGCGCAGCCUGGAAAAGUCUGAUCUAGACAGAGGCCGACUUAAAGGCCUUCUGGAGACAAACGAGGAGUUGGUACAGAAACAUACAAAGGACCGGGGAAAACUGUUGGUGUACAUGAAGAAGCGUGCGAGCCACCAAGAGGAACAGAUGCGACUGCUAAGGGAACAGUUCCGGCGGAGGUUAGCGCAGGCGUACAAGGACCGCAAUGCCGAUAAAGCGUUGACGUUCACGACUAACAGCAACGAGAAACUGGUGACGCGUCUAAUGGAGGCGGAGUUUAAAGUGUAUCGGCGGGAGCGCCUCGUGGAAGUACUGGCGGAUCGGCUCCGCCAAUACGAGGACGACUUUGACGUGGUAACGGCGCCUGAAUGUGCGCCUUACUUGGACGGGGACUACAAGGGUACCACUAGAGCCGACCUGACGAGAAUGAACAGCGACCUGACAUGCACAGAUGAUUCGGAAUCGUCCACUAUGACUUCAGAUAUUUCGUACUGAUUUCAAUUACCAUGCUGUAAAACAAUCGUUGAGCUUUCCUUGAGGUCAAUGGGGUGAGGGAUGAUAACAAGGAUGUCAAGAAGUAAUUCUGAUGAAAAAGAGACAGUGUAAACAUAUAAAUAUAUAUAGCUGCCCAGAAAUAAAAUAGACUUGCCUGUUUACCGUAUGUCCGUCCUUAAUCUUUGUUUUUUUUAUUUGAUACACUGGAACACUCGACAAUAAACCCUCAGACAGAAUCGACUUGGAGAAACUGAUUUCGUGGCGUGGCUCCACUAUAUCUCUGAUUGAAAUGUGGUUAAAAUUAUUAAAACUAUUU